Messenger RNA from Rangifer tarandus platyrhynchus (Svalbard reindeer), 630 nucleotides. The record is from the annotation of a GenBank genome assembly. Lineage: Eukaryota; Metazoa; Chordata; Mammalia; Artiodactyla; Cervidae.
AUGGAGGGCGGCGGGGGUAGUGGCAACAAAACCACUGGAGGGUUGGCCGGCUUUUUCGGAGCCGGCGGAGCAGGCUACUCGCACGCGGAUUUGGCUGGAGUCCCGCUAACUGGUAUGAACCCUCUGUCUCCUUAUUUAAAUGUGGAUCCACGGUAUCUCGUACAGGAUACAGAUGAGUUUAUUUUACCAACUGGAGCUAAUAAAACCCGGGGUAGAUUUGAGCUGGCCUUCUUUACCAUUGGAGGAUGUUGUAUGACAGGGGCUGCAUUUGGGGCAAUGAAUGGUCUACGGCUAGGACUGAAGGAAACCCAGAACAUGGCCUGGUCCAAACCAAGAAAUGUACAGAUCUUGAAUAUGGUGACUAGGCAAGGGGCACUUUGGGCUAAUACCCUAGGUUCUCUGGCUUUGCUUUAUAGUGCAUUUGGUGUCAUCAUUGAGAAAACAAGAGGUGCAGAAGAUGACCUUAACACAGUAGCAGCUGGAACCAUGACAGGCAUGUUGUAUAAAUGUACAGGCGGUCUUCGAGGGGUAGCACGAGGUGGUCUCGCAGGACUAACACUUACAAGCCUCUAUGCUCUAUAUAAUAACUGGGAGCACAUGAAAGGCUCUUUGCUCCAACAAUCACUCUGA